Molecule: messenger RNA, 1831 nt
Organism: Glycine soja
Lineage: Eukaryota; Viridiplantae; Streptophyta; Magnoliopsida; Fabales; Fabaceae
Product: cyanogenic beta-glucosidase-like
Exons: 13
Coding region: 118-1689 (523 amino acids)
Biological process (GO): carbohydrate metabolic process
Molecular function (GO): beta-glucosidase activity
Source: RefSeq, a predicted model, not a curated record
AAACGUGAAGCAAUUAAUUAAGCAGAAUCGUUGACAGCGAAACCAACCAACCAACCAACAAAGAAAGAAGGAUUAAGCAUAUAUUCAUCAGAAAGAUUAAGCAUAAUCAUCAGAAAAAUGGCAUGCAAUGGAUUCUGCCUCAGACUCAUUGCUUUAGUUCUUGUGAUUAGCAUAUCAAGUGUUAAUUGCAUAGAAACUGAUGCAGUUGAACCCAUUAUUGAUAUUGCUUCGCUGAAUCGAGAUAGUUUCCCACCAGACUUCAUCUUUGGGGCUGGGUCGUCAUCAUACCAGUUUGAAGGUGCAGCAAAUGAGGGUGGUAGGGGACUAAGUAUAUGGGAUACCUUCACCCAUAAAUAUCCAGAAAAGAUACAGGACAAAAGCAAUGGAGAUGUUGCCAUUGAUGCUUAUCAUCGUUACAAGGAAGAUGUUAAGAUUGUGAAGGAUAUGAACUUGGAUUCAUAUAGAUUCUCGAUUUCUUGGUCCAGAAUACUACCAAAAGGAAAACUAAGUAGAGGUAUAAAUCAAGAAGGAAUAGACUAUUACAACAAUCUCAUCAACGAACUAGUGGCUAAUGGUAUACAACCAUUGGUAACGCUUUUUCAUUGGGAUCUUCCUCAAUCUUUAGAAGAUGAAUAUGGUGGCUUCUUAAGUCCUCGCAUAGUUAAAGAUUUUCGAGAUUACGCGGAACUUUGCUUCAAGGAAUUUGGAGAUAGAGUUAAGUAUUGGGUUACUUUAAACGAGCCAUGGAGUUAUAGUCAGCAUGGUUAUGCAAAUGGGGGAAUGGCACCGGGUCGUUGUUCUGCUUGGGUAAAUCCAAAUUGCACUGGGGGUGAUUCUGGUACGGAGCCUUAUUUAGUUACGCACUACCAGUUACUUGCUCAUGCAGCUGCUGUUCGUGUAUACAAGACCAAGUAUCAGGUAUCACAAAAGGGUUUGAUAGGCAUUACCUUAGUAGCUAAUUGGUACCUACCAUUCUCGAAUACCAAAGCUGAUCAAAAGGCGACUGAAAGAGCAAUUGACUUCAUGUUUGGAUGGUUUAUGGAUCCACUAACAUCUGGAGACUAUCCAAAAAUCAUGCGAUCUCUUGUGAGAACACGAUUGCCAAAGUUUACUACAGAGCAAUCUAAACUACUUAUUGGCUCAUUUGAUUUUAUUGGCCUAAAUUACUAUUCUUCAACCUAUGCCUCUGAUGCACCUCAUCUAAGUAAUGCUAGACCUAACUAUGUAACAGAUUCUUUGGUCACCCCUGAAUUUGAGCGUGAUGGGAAACCCAUAGGUAUAAAGAUUGCUUCUGAUUGGUUGUAUGUUUGUCCAAGAGGAAUUCUUGAUCUUCUAUUAUAUACGAAGGAAAAGUAUAAUAAUCCUUUGAUUUACAUUACUGAAAAUGGUAUAAAUGAAUUUAGAGACGAAACAAUAUCAUUAGAGGAAUCUCUUUUAGAUACAUUUAGAAUUGAUUAUCAUUAUCGUCAUCUUUUUUAUCUUCGAUCAGCAAUUAGGCAUGGUGUGAAUGUGAAGGGAUAUUACAUAUGGUCUUUAUUCGACAAUUUUGAGUGGUCUUCCGGUUAUACGGUGCGAUUUGGAAUGAUUUUGGUGGAUUAUAAAAAUAAUUUGAAAAGAUAUCAUAAACUCUCUGCAAUAUGGAUCAAGAAUUUUUUGAAGAAAACUAGCCUUUAUGAUUCUAGCAUAUGAUAUUGUCAAUUAUGAGAUUCAUCAUCCAUUAGAUAGUUAUAUUUGUAAAUAAUAAUUUGUGUAUAUUUUUUUAUUUAUUCCAAUAAGGUCUCAGUGGACCAGAAUGAAAAUUAAAAAUGAAGAUACAAAUUUAUUGAUUUUA